UUUACACUGAUCAAUUUUUUUUUUUUUUAAAUGAAAAAUAAAAAAAAAGUAAAGAAAGAAAAAAAGAAAGUUUACGUACAUAUCGAUCAAUUAUCAGAGCGUUAUGUUGCGUCUUUUCGUUGUUUGCGUUAUUACAUGUCGAGAAUUAUCGUUCAAUUGAGAGUUUGUGAUAUAAGUAUAUUAGGAUGAAUUCGCAUGUAAAUAUGCGUGCUAGUUAGAAGCGUUUCGAGUUGGAAUCAUGAGACAAAGGCAAAGCGUCAGUACUGAUUCAGUGGUACGAUCUUAAACGGUAACCAACGGUUUACUUUUUUCGUUGGUUCUUAUUAUAUUGUUAACAUUGAGAGAUCUCAUCUGGAAUAUUAAUACAAACAGUAAAAAUUGAAAAAUAAACGUUAAAUUAUUAAAAAUGGACAGGAUGAGUACUAGAGAUUCAGAGAAUAAUUUAACACCUAUACGCAUGUUUGAAAGAAACCGAUUUGUACACUUAAGUAAUACGUUCCGACAAAUAAAAGCCGAUCAUGAUAGGGAUAUGCUAAGAAGGAAUUUUGAGGAGAGAGAUAAUUCUCAGGAUUCGGACGAUAACCACGAGCCCAACAAUAAAAAGGAUGCCUUGAAAAUUUCAUCAAUUAAACAGUUAGAGGAGAUAAUAUCAACGUUCAAUGGUGACGAUACCACAAAUAUUGAACACUGGCUACAUAAAUACGAAGUAAUUGCAAAUGCAUGCUGUUGGUCCGAUCUUCAGAAAGUAGUAUACUGUAAACGAAUGUUAAGAGGAUCAGCGAGAAAAUUCAUUCGAUUAGAAAAAUGUUGUUUUUCGUGGAAACAACUGAAAUCUUGUUUAGAAGCAGAAUUUUUUACAUUUCCUGAGAAUAUCACGAAACAAAUGGAAUGUAAGUUGCAAAUAAAUGAAAUUAAUAAAAGAGUCAGUGAUUCUUGGAUAGGAAGAACCAGAAGGCCGUCGGCGUUAGAACGAUUUUUCCAGAAAACAAGUAACAAUUCAGAUAAUAAAUUCACCCUCGGAAAUACUACCACACUUAAACAAUUAAAAGAAGAUGUUGCAUUUUAUGAUAGCAUAAAUAUGAUGAAUGGCUUACAAUUGCAUGACGCCGCACGUCGGAAUAAAUAAUUGGUGCAUGCAUCGGAAUCGAAGGACAUGAUAUAAUUGACGAAUUCUCCGUAUAGAUUUUGCGACUUAUUCAUCGAAAAUAAAGCAUUUCACGUACAAGUUUGGAUUUAUAUCGGACAAAUGUCCGAGGAGCACUAUACCUAAGAUUUAGUAUUAUGAAAGUUGUUUAUAAAAGUCAUAACUCCAUAUUAGUGUUUAGAUACACUUACAAAAAAAAACAUUUUAGAAACACAUUAAAAUAUGCAGCUCUGUAGUAGUUGCGUUGCGUAAUUUACAAUAAGAUUUUGAUAGAUCCCAAGCAAUACCGAGCCAGAUUUUGGAGAUUGCAGCAUGUGCUGUAUAUUUGUAUCAUUACUAAUAUAGAAAGCAUAACUAUACAUAAAUCUAUAAAACAAUUAAAGCUGUAAAAAUCAGAAGCAGAUAUUUUUAUUAAAUUAAACAUUUUAUUAAUAAAUAUCUUCAAAAUCUUUGGUAUAUCCCACAAAUAUUUAUAACUAUAUUUUUUAUAAAACAGUAAACAAUUAUAUUUAAUAUUUUGUCUUUAUAUGUGUGCCUUCGGAAAUGCAUAUACACGUAUAUUUCGAAAAACAAUUUUAGACACUUCUAAUAUACGAAAAUCAAAAAGAGUUGACAUGUAUUCAACGAUGAUUAUUUGUAACAAUAAAUAAAUACAUCAAUUAUGUAAU
Polistes canadensis is the source of this 1812-nucleotide messenger RNA. RefSeq lists its product as uncharacterized. Lineage: Eukaryota; Metazoa; Arthropoda; Insecta; Hymenoptera; Vespidae. Bases 407 to 1126 code for a protein of 239 amino acids. The record is from RefSeq and is a predicted model, not a curated record. The transcript has 2 exons.